ACGUUCAGCGCGGGCGAGAAAGGAGCUGCGCCCGCCGCCAGACGCACACUGCCGGCUCCCGAGACAGAGCAGCGUCCAAGCCGCGCGCCGCGAAAAAACCAGCCACCGAGUCGAAGGACGAGGGAGUUGCGCGGACACCGCCACUGACCGAGGCUCGCUUGCAGAGAAGAGUAGACAGCGGAGCCAGCCGAAGGCAGCACGAAAGCCGGGCGCUCCCGCCGCAGCCCCUGCCCGGGAUGGGCUUCCCUGCAGUGACCGUCUUGCUCAUCACAGUGCUCGUGGUCGUCGCCGAACCCCGACGAGAGAUCAAAUACAAAGUAAAGAAGCAGGACUUCUUGCACAGGUAUCACGAAGAGAACAAGAAUCGCACCGAAGAAAAUGUGUACGACGUUUGUCACAAGGUGGCGCUACGCCGCUGCGGCCAGAACUUCAUGCGGGCCUUCAAUCUGGUGGAAUACCUGUCUGGCGCCGACUAUUACAACACUCAGUGCACCCUGAGAAAAGCCUUCUUCGCUUGCCUUGACAAGCUGCGUCAGAAGCCGUGUCGGAAACGCCGUGCCUCUGGUCUCGACGACAAGCGCUUCCGAAAAAAGCUGGCGGACGCUCUCUGGGAGACCAGGGUUUGCGUGCUCGGCAUCAAAGACAUCGAGGAGCUCCCCCCAAAGAAGAAAGGCCUGAAGUGACGCGCAUGGCCAGCCCUGUGCGACGCCUCAUCCGUGUACACGGCUGACGUCCACCAACGGCCCGCAUGACGUGGAUGUUGUCGUCGACCGUCAGGACGUCACGGAUCCCCUCCUUGGUGUUGUUUGCCGUCGUAAUGGUUUCGAUGCAUGUCUGGAAGUAAGCUCUCACGCAGGGUUAUAACGCCAGGCUAUUUUAAGUAUAUGAAUCUCCUCUGUUUGCUGUCUGUUCAGCGCUCGCGGAAAGCGUGCAGGACAUUUUGAUGGCGAGCGUUGUCGAACUGCAUAGCCGUAACACUGGCGCACAAAACAGCUACUCCAUGUAUACUAGUUCACUCGAACGCGUGUAUCUGCGCCGCAGUGUUUUGCGCUUUUUCGUGAGACCAAUAGGUUAUUCUAGCAUUUUUUUAAAGUUUCAUAGUCAUUUCGGUGCAUCUGGCCGCUUUCCGUAAUGAUAUACGAUUGCCAACGCACGAAAAUACGUUAUUGUACAUCGACAAUCUGAGAUUAACUCGCCAAAUGGGCGCGACAAAAGGACCCGGUGUUUCACAAGAAAACUUCUCGCAAAAAAAAAAAGCGCACUUUGGUGUAUUUUUGCGGCUUUCUGUAGGACUAAGUAAUCCAGCUGACGGGCUGUGUGUAAUCGACAUGAUUAAAUCAUUUUGUGUCCUUGAGCCACGAGCCUUAUAGAAGAUGCCCCUAUUGUACCUUCUCCUCAGGUCGCAUUUCGUAAGCCUAUCACUAUGCGCAAAUCAGGCAUGCGUCACAAACAUAUUGAUGUUUGUCGAGCUUGUGUAUAAACCAAGUAUACUGUAGCGCAAGCGUAAUAUAUCUGGUCCUACACGAAACCCCACAGUGUGCAGUAGUAAGCAUGCGUUGACCGAGUUUCAAGACAUAAUUUCAUUACCAAUGUUGUUUCAAAUUGCCACUAAGUGUGCACUUCUACAAAAUAAUAAUUUUACAGGCUUAGAAAAGAGGUAUUGGUUUCGCUAAUUUUCUUAAGCAUUGUGAUAGUCCAGGCCGUUAUGUCACACAAAUUACGCGACAUGAUAGGAUUAAGCCAUGCGUCAAAACAGAUUAUGCCGCACGUAUAAUGGAAAGGCCAAAUUCAUAAAGCUUUUCGUUUGUGAUAACUGUUUAUUGUUGUACGGCCGCCUACACUAUAUUGCGUUAUUUAGCGCGAUUGGUCGAUGUCAGUUCGUACAAACCGCUCCAGAACUGCUUCGUGAAUACGGGAAGUGAACUCUCUAACCGUGAACAUACGUGAACAAGGUUGUUUGAGCAUGCAUUUAUUAACAUUAUCGGGGUAGACACUCAGGGACACUCAGAAAUGCUCUUCUGGCGAUAUUUCUUAUUGUACUCGUAUAACGCGUGUGCCAUAUCUGUCUUGCACAUUUUGGUCUAUGCGUGACAUGUUUUGCGUGAGAUGCGGUUUGUUUCUUCGUGAUAAAAGGUGUGGCUUUGGUUGUUUAAAAAGAAAUCAAAUAUAUUUUUUUUUACCAAAGUAUAUGGUGAGGGCCUGCUAGUCGUCACUUGCAUUACAUGCAUGGUUAACGUUCCAAAGCGGCUCGGCAUCCUAACUCGGCUACACUGAAAGUGAUCUUGCUUCCAUGCAAGCUCUGUUUCUUCUAUUCAAGUUCGAGAAAAGCGGUUUAUUGGAGUGUGGUAACUCGUUUGGUUCGGUUUAACAGAGCCUAUGUCACACGCCGGCACUUAAGAGCGAGCGCAAUGCCCACUGACGAUAUAGGGAAGCUCAGGGGUUUAUCUGGGGACAAUAGCUGAUUAUUAAAAUAGCGAGUGGUGUCGUAAGAGAAGACCAUAUAGCAGUUGUGUGGCAAGCGAUGGCAAACAUAUUCUGAGUAAAUUUCUUGUGACCUUUCUUUUUAAUCACCCGGUGCGUAUUAACAUGCACAUUUUGGCCAUAUAUAGAUAACUGAGCAGUAGGCCGCGUAAUCUGCGACAUGUUGAAAAGGAAAAAAAAAAUAAUGUUACUGAGGACAAUUAAACUAAGGCCAGCUGAAUGUUGCCGCCAUUAGUUUAGAAACAUUUCCCAGAGGAUUGUUAUACAUUUGGCAAGUCGUAUUCGGCAUGAGUAGUGAAACAUGCUGAAUUUCUGUUCAGUGAAGAUGUCUGUGAACUCUACCGCCUCGCGCAGCUUGUCUGAAUGAAUGUUGCGCCGCUGUCGCAACGUGUAUGCCACCGUUUGCAAACUAUUACGUAACUUCUGCGUACUUGAGAUGAACCCACUUCAACUGAAGCUUCGCCGGGUGCCGUCAGUGAUGUUGUAGCCUCGCGUUAUAUCUGAAUAAAGUAACGUGGCAACGCUAACACGGGAGUGUCGUAACUGUCGUACCGCGCCUCCAUUUAGCGCGAUUUUCUUUUACCAUGAAAAUAGCCUUUGGAUUAGAGGUCUACACAAUAGAUCGAUUUCUCCCAUCCUGAUGCUUUGUAUUUCACUAAUUUGUUGCCCAAUGAAAGGAGUAAUGAAUGAGAAAUUGCAACCAAACCUUAAUUCAUUUACAUAGACAUUAUGUUGCGUUCAGCCUCACAGGCUUUAUUCUAAUCUGCAUUGCUUGAUAAAGUGUUCUGCUGAGAGGGCCAAGUGGCAUUAUUAAAGCAAGCAGUCAUCAAAAAAUAAAUAUAAAAACGACUUUUCGGGAUUCAUACGAGUUACAUAAGAAGAGGGAACUCGUAUCGGCACCGAAACAUAGGUGCGAAAUUGGUGUGUCAGUACUCCUUUAACUUCACUUUAUGCAAAUCACUUCACGCAGCUGUUUGCUAAAGUUCGUAUAAGUGAAAGGCAACCAAAACAUAAACCUACUAUCAGGAGGGUUUCGCUAACUAUUCAGUGACAUGAGAAGGCAUACUCGUUGAAAUGAGAUUUUACUGUAUCACGCGGUGCUCCCGUCUAAAUAUACAUUGCCUGGCUAGUUUUGCGCAUGUUGUAUGUUAUCACACUUGUACUAACGUGGCGGCAUAAAGUCGAUGCGAACAACGCCAUUCAGUAGCCACUCGUGCAGUCAUUUUCUUUUCGCCUUAUGUAGUAUUUGCUACAAUGUGGUCACUAGCCAGGUGAUAAAUCGUUCCUCCUCCUCCUUUAGUAGAAAAAUCAUAUGACCCGGUUUGCGAGGUUGCUUUGCGAGGUCAUGUUCCUUUUUGAUCAGUAUACAAGCAAUGUAGCUCUUCAUAUGUGAAAAACAAAAACAACAAGCAGCUGAUUUUCGUUUGAGUUCACUUCACUGAAAGAACGUCGUCGAAGCGGCGUGCUCCAUGCAUUUGUUACUUCAACACCUGUAUGAAAAAAGAAACGCAGCUCUUAAAUGUUGCUGUGAUAUAUUAAAGUGUACGCCCUGGUUUCCGCAUUAAAAAUGCUGGUAAUGUUGUUAAUAUGUGAAAGUCAAACGUGGUGGUGCUUCGUAGGCGUUGUCACGUUUUUGUUGUUCUCAUGUGUUUGUCUCCUCACUCAUUUUGGCCUCCUGCAGUGUUCUGCUCUUAAGGAUGGUUUUGAAUGGUACCUGACUGUUUUCAUUCUCGAGCUUGAUCUUAUUUAUGAAAGCGCUUCUUCCCACGUCUCUGUUUUUCGCGUACGUGUCGCGCGAAGUGUACAUAGUUCCUUCUUCGUAGAGUAUAAGAGUCUAGGUACAACGCUAAAAUCAUGUGCCAAGGUAACAUAGCAUUUACCCACCUAUAACUUUCGUAACAUUCCAAGAAUCAAGAGGGCCCAUUGACAGGUGUGGCAGCAAGGCAUGAUGCUUUUCUAUACACAUGUGUGCGUAUUUUCUGUUCGUUGUUUCGGUAGUGUGUAGACGUGUAUAAACCGUUCUGAAGUAAUAAAA
Molecule: messenger RNA, 4516 nt
Organism: Rhipicephalus sanguineus (brown dog tick)
Lineage: Eukaryota; Metazoa; Arthropoda; Arachnida; Ixodida; Ixodidae
Exons: 5
Coding region: 237-683 (148 amino acids)
Source: RefSeq, a predicted model, not a curated record